Messenger RNA from Echinostoma caproni, 627 nucleotides. Lineage: Eukaryota; Metazoa; Platyhelminthes; Trematoda; Plagiorchiida; Echinostomatidae. The record is from the annotation of a GenBank genome assembly.
AUGCCAGAUUUGAUGAUCAACAGGGGUACUAGUUCGACCACGGGAUCGGUGGCACAAGGACGCUGGCUUGAUCAGCAGCAGUAUCUAAUCGAGACCUAUCGUCAGAUUCGUGACAAUUUGGGGCAAAUGGAGGCCGAGAUUGAGGCAGCCAGACUUCGCGUAACCGACUGGAGUCGACAUCGACGUGAGCCAAGCCGUAGCCGUAGUUUGAGUCACGCUAGCAUCUCCACCAACACAAGUAGCCAUUGGAGUUGUAGUACAUUCGAGAGCAGCGGUACGGACACGUCCUGUUUGCAUAUACACACGGACAGUGGUUUGACUGGUUCUUCUUGUCCCUCCUCAUCCUCAUGUUCCUCUGCUUGUGGAAUCACCCUACCAGCAGCUGUGGCUGCCAGUCUGAAUGCGGCCACACUGAUAUCAGCCUUUCUAUCCGCAAGUGCAAAUGCUGGCGGUACCAAUGCUGCAACCACCCCGAAUACGGCUACAUCCAUACGAUCCGGGGAUGAUGCAUCACUAUCCGAACCAACAGAAUCCGUCACGUCUACCGGGACACAACCCCUAGGAGAAGAAGUUACUGCCUCUGUGAGAUCACAUGCUACUCGAAAGUCUUCAUACGACUCGGAAUAA